CUUUGCACUCUGCUUUGUAAAACCGGAAAUACUCGUGAUGCUCUUUAUGUUGAGGAGUUGGGUCGAGCUAGAGGCCUAUCAGACUUAAUGGCCGAGAAGUACUUGGUUGAAUCGCACAUCUCUGCUAAUCCACAAUCUUGGUUUGGCAUUGAAAACGUUUUUAGAAAGAAAAAUAACUGUUCUUGUCUGUACAUUUCUUUUUUUGAAAAUGAGCUGCAUUUGUUGAUUUUGAAAACAACUGAAGUCCUUUAUUAUAAAAGAAUAUCACUAGAAGAGAAUCUAGUUCAGGCUGGGUUGCCCAAAGAUUUGCCUUUGAGUCAAUUUUUGGCUGAUUAUUUCCGGAGCCUUGGUAUUUUACCCAUUGAAGAUUGUGAAGAUCUGUCUUUAAAUAUGGUUGAAUUGCAACCUCUCUCUCCCUCGAACAAAAGAGCUCAGCAAGAUUGCGACUCAUGGAGAAGCACGAGGAGGACGGAGUCGUUUCAAGUCUAUCUUUGUGUUACAAACUGUUUAUUGCCCCCGUUUAUGAUUUGCUUGAAGAGCCUGAAGUCAUUAUUGUUCCUGAUCGCAGUUUGUACAAAGUUCCCUUUACUGCACUGAGUGAAAAGGAGGGAGUCCAACACCUGUCGGAGACUCAUAGGAUCCGUGUCAUUCCUUCUUUGACAAUACUCAAGUAUUGA
Messenger RNA from Pocillopora meandrina, 677 nucleotides. The record is from the annotation of a GenBank genome assembly. Lineage: Eukaryota; Metazoa; Cnidaria; Anthozoa; Scleractinia; Pocilloporidae.